AAAGCGUUCUUUUGCGCGGGCUUCAUGUGAGCACUUUGGUUGUGGUGACUGAAGUUACCGCGACAGAGGGCAGUCCCGCUGCCACGUUUUUGGGUACGUCUGCUUUGCGUGUGGUGUCGAGAGCCACCGUGCGGUAGGGUAGCCCCUGUGUCAAGUCUCGCUGGGCUCUAGCGGUCAGGAGACGGGCCAUGACCGCAGCGCACCCCACGUGCUGCGAUAGCCCACCUUGCCAGGUUACGUUUACUUUGCGCGUCGCGACCGAAGUUGCUUCGCCAAAGGGUAGUCCCUUUGUCGGGCCUCCCUGGCUUGUACGCCGGGAGGCAGGCCGCACCUGUUUGGCGCCUGGCGCCGAACGGUGGCCCCCUUGCCAGGGCAUGGCCGUCUGCCCGUAACAAAACGUCCCCCUCACACGACCCCGACCCUGGGGGAGAGGCAGUGCCGGGACAGACGUAGGAUGAUGAUGGGUUGAUGAGUUAAGUGUGACUCUGGGACAAAGCGCUUCGGCGCCGCGUCUCCUUCCUAUCUGACAACGGCACCGAGAGAGUACACAUUGUGGGAGAGUGCAGUCAAACUCACCGGCGGCAUGCUACUCUACUGCUCCGUGCCACAGUGCUCUACAAACGCGAGGCAACCAGGCGCGAGCUUUCACUUUUACGCCAAAGAAAAACAACUACUCAACGCAUGGCUUGUAAAGCUUUGAAUGGGCAAGCAACCAAGCUCCUACGCACGUGUGUGCAGCAAGCACUUCCGCGAAGAAGACUUUGUGUACGGAGUGGGAGCGCGAAUGUUCGGGUGGAAAAAGCGCUGCCUUGAAGCCGGAGCUGUGCCGUCGAAGAAUUUACCGGUGUGCCCGUUGGAUCGUCCGCGUACUGAGCGUCGCCAAAUCCGGAAGCAACAGAGUCUUGCAGCAGACGUGCCAUUGGUGGCGGUACAUCCCACCUCCAAGCCCCCUGCAGAUACUCUAGACGUCCAGGCACAACCAUCUGAAUAUGAGAUUCAGCAGAGCUUGGGCACUUCCGCUUUCAGCAACCACCAAGAUGUUAACAAUGAACAUGGCCAGGAAGAUUAGUUUGAUGGUCCUAUUGCUACCUGACUCAUGUUCAAUUUUUCGCACAACAAAGUUUUAACAAUAUUGUGCUUCAGAUGUUUCUGCUGCAGCGCUUACCUUCAGAAGAGAAACUGGAAUUCAAGUUAACACCCUUGAUGCUGCGAGACAUCAACUACUCAGCAUAGCGCAUGUAAACACACAAAAAGACCUAAGUGUAAUCAACGAUCUUCUGUGCUACCAGCUAUUUUAUAACAUUUGUGAUGUGUACACUGACAGCCGUAUGCUUAUGCAGGCAAAAAGCUUUUGCCUAUGCAAUGAAGAUGCAGUGCUAAUGACUAUGAUGAAGCUCCACCACAACAUGCCAUUUUCACUAAUUGGGGUACUUUUUGGCAUUCAUCGCACUACAGCAGCAGAUGUAUUCAAAGCAACAAUUGCAACACUAGCAGAAAUACUGCAAACCGCAGUAUUCUGGCCAAGCAAAGAGGCGGUUGUCGACAACCUCACCGUUCAUUUUAAGGAAUACCCAAAUGUGCGUGCAGUUCUGGACUGCACGGAAAUCCCACUGCACAGACCAAAGGAUCUGGAGUCACAGCUACUCACGUACAGCUGGUACAAGGGUACCUAUACAGCUAUGGUUUUAGUCUGUGAAACACCUGGAGGCUAUAUUAGCCUUCUGAGCAAGGCAUAUGGUGGAAGGGCAUCGGAUUCCUUUAUUGCAAAGAAAAGUAAAAUUCUUGAGAAGUUUUUGCCUUCUAUAGAUAGUGUAAUGGUUGACAAGGGCUUUCUGAUCGAUGAACUCUGCCUUCAGCACCAUGUAACCAUGGUUCACCCUCCAUUUUUACGCAAAAAGAAACAGCUUACACAGGGUAAAGCUCAACAAAACCAGAGCAUUGUAGCUGCCCGCGUUCAUGUGGAACGUGCGAUUCAGCGUAUGAUAGUGUUCAAAAUUCUGUCGGGGAACCUUGGCACUGAGCUUUUCCCGUACAUUGAUGAUAUUUUAACGGUCAUUGCAGGAAUUGUCAAUUUGUCAAAACCGAUUUUCAGUGCUGAGAAGUUCUUGUAUGAGUGAAAUAGCUUUGUGACGCGCCUAAAAGGGGCAUUACAUCCCCAUCAGUGUCAGGGUGCCACUAGUUCACUUGAAAGGCCAGUAAUGCAGCAAAAUGUUAUGCAUGCACCGAGAACAGUUUCAGUGUGUUUUGCUUUGCUUCUCAACCAUGCCCAAUAUGCUUUAGAAGAGCUAUACGUGGGAUAUAAUUUUUCCUGUUUGACUUUUUAUGGCGAGUUCUUGUCUGUAUUUCUUGUUUUCCAGUAUUGUUUAUACGAAUAUACUUCACAGGUAACUUCGAUUAGAUGUGCAUAUUUUUUUCUGUUUUUUAUCUUUGUUAUGCUCGUGUAUUUUUCUUUCACUCUUUGCUGAUUUUUUUAGACUUAUACAUGCACUCAGUAAUAUGAAUUAUCGAGACAAUACAAAUGAACACUGGAGCAAACUGAGUAUACUAAACGUACGUGACUUGAAAACCUUGCAGUCGGCUCUUGAGACACAUCAGUUGCUUAAGAAUGACACUACCUUUUCACUCACUUAACACGAGCCUCAAAAAUAUCUGCCAUAUACAUUUCGCCAUGUUAGCUACAGGAAUAACAGGAUCAGGAUAAAUUGUGGUUCACAAACGUUGCACUAUCAGAUUAUACGACCCUUGAACUACAACACAAAGGUAUAGAAAAAAUAAUAAGCACAAAUCAGGGAAAAUAAACCACCAAAUAAGUCAACUACUUCUUUCAUUGUUUUUUUCUGUGCAUAUUGCCUGCUAUUUGUGUUCAAUGAUUUUCGUCCUCAACAAUGAUACAAUUGAUUUUAUAUUUACCUAUAUGUACUCAAAGUUGUACGUGAACUAUUACUUCUUUUAUGUAAGUUUUCAGUCGCUUCUGUUGUUGUUUUCAGUGCUUGUGUGCAAACUGUUGUUGUUUUAAGUGGGAGGGCCUCGUCAGGUAUCAAUGCCUUCAGUCCUUUCCUUCUGAAGUGUAACAUUCUGCACUUGAAUAAAAUCAAUUCAGUUCAAUACUUAU
This is a messenger RNA of Rhipicephalus microplus (southern cattle tick), 3112 nucleotides long. RefSeq lists its product as uncharacterized. Lineage: Eukaryota; Metazoa; Arthropoda; Arachnida; Ixodida; Ixodidae. The record is from RefSeq and is a predicted model, not a curated record.